AUGGACUCCAAGAAGUUCAUGCAGAUGGUGGAGGAGAAGAAACGGCAGAUUCUCGAGAAGAAGGAAGCUCCUCUGAAAUGGGAGCAGAAACUAGAGGCGGCUGCCAAGGCUGCUGGAACCAAGGAGAAGAACUCUGAGGUGAGAAGAAAGUCGAGAAGAACUCACAGUAAGCACCGGAGGCAUGCACACUCUGAUUCAGAUGACAGCAAUAGGAGGAAAGAUAAGAAAUCCAGAAGGCAUAAGAGAAGGUUAUCAAGCCGAAGCGUUGAUAGCAGUGAUGAGUAUGAAAGCGGGUCAGAGGACGAGCUUAGGAAGACGAUAAAGCACCACCGGAGCCAAGCUCUCCUCAGAGACGUCAACAACGCGAGAACUCAAGGAUCAGAGUACAAAUACCUCAGAAAGAAAGCAAGCUUGGUGGGACAUCAAGCCACACCGAUGAGUCUCCAGUUUUAG
Molecule: messenger RNA, 453 nt
Organism: Brassica napus (rape)
Lineage: Eukaryota; Viridiplantae; Streptophyta; Magnoliopsida; Brassicales; Brassicaceae
Product: CAX-interacting protein 4-like
Exons: 2
Coding region: 1-453 (150 amino acids)
Source: RefSeq, a predicted model, not a curated record